This is a messenger RNA of Mercurialis annua (annual mercury), 1137 nucleotides long. RefSeq names its product protein MAIN-LIKE 1-like. The coding region runs from base 1 to 1137 and encodes 378 amino acids. Gene Ontology annotation, biological process: meristem development; meristem maintenance. The transcript is spliced from 5 exons. The record is from RefSeq and is a predicted model, not a curated record. Lineage: Eukaryota; Viridiplantae; Streptophyta; Magnoliopsida; Malpighiales; Euphorbiaceae.
AUGUCUGUUGAUGAUCUUAGAGAGUCUGAUGAUUUUGAGAACUCAGAGGACGAGUCAAGUGAAAAAAUUUACAUUUCUAAAUGGAAGAAGGGUCCAGGUGGUCGGUUCGUUGGCGACUCAUCAUCAGGGUCGAACAGACGACCCGAAGAGGUUGAUGUGUGGACCGUUACUGGUCUAGUACCUGGUGGACCCGAGGAUGACACUGUUAUUCCUAGUUUUCUCGGACAUGUCGCUUCUCGGCUAUGGGAUGGGGCGGACAGAGGCGUGCUGAACUGUCAGACUAGACAUGGAGCUCUUCGGAAGCUGAGACAGUGGAAUGAGACGGCCUCGGAGGAGGUCAAGGUGCUGAUAGACGGGACUGAGUUAUCAAAUCUCCCGUAUAUCAUGUUUGAUCAUCUGGAUAUCCCGCUCCUUUCUGCAUUUGUGGAGCGAUGGCAGCCAGAUACAAACUCUUUUCACAUGCCAUUCGGGGAGAUGACCAUCACAUUACAUGACGUGUGGCAUAUUCUUCGCAUUCCAGUUGGUGAAGCUAUGAUUUCAAGUCAGCCGAAUAAGGCUCAGUUGCAUGCUUACUGCAUACAGAUUUUAGGUAUUCUCCCAGAGGAUCUGGUGAGUAAGACGACCAAGCAUUUUUCCCAGGGAGGUGUGUUGAUUGAGUCGAUCAUCAGCUUAUGUAGGCAUGGCUGUACUGCAGAGGUGGAGGCGAUAGCCUGGAUCUGGUUGACGUUAAGUUGCACUUUAUUCAUUGACAAGAGUGGCCAUCGGAUUAGACCUGCAACCAUAUGGGAGACAUGGAUUUAUGAGUACUUUCCAUGCUUUCGACCCCAGCGAGAGCGGCUGCUGAUCGAGUCUCAUCAGCCUCGAGCUUCCAGUUGGAAUGCUAAUGUGUCAGAGUGUUCAGGCAACCGACUACGGGCCUUGCGAGCUUGUUUGGACCAGCUGACUGCUGAGGAGAUCACGUGGCUCCCUUUUGGCGGCGAGCCUGCUGCCAGCAUUGAGCACACUGCAUAUUAUGGGUGGAUAGCGUACCGGGACAUUGUCGAGCCAUACAUGCCUUCUAGGGUGCUGCGACAGCUAGGUUAUGUGCAGACUGUACCUGUGCCAAUUUUUCGGCCAAUAGGGGUUGUUAGGUCCUAG